AUGACCUUGAGCGACAAUGAAUUGCCUCAUUUCGGGGGUUGUACAGCUUGUAGCGCCCCGAGGUCCUCUUUGAUACUUCGCCAGGAUGGUCUUAUUCUUGAACUUCUUCUAAAAAACUAA
Messenger RNA from Fusarium verticillioides 7600, 120 nucleotides. RefSeq lists its product as hypothetical. NCBI's taxonomy places the organism in Eukaryota, Fungi, Ascomycota, Sordariomycetes, Hypocreales, Nectriaceae. The record is from RefSeq and is a predicted model, not a curated record. The transcript has a single exon. Bases 1 to 120 code for a protein of 39 amino acids.